Messenger RNA from Peronospora farinosa, 1797 nucleotides. The record is from the annotation of a GenBank genome assembly. NCBI's taxonomy places the organism in Eukaryota, Oomycota, Peronosporomycetes, Peronosporales, Peronosporaceae.
AUGGAUCGGGCUGCUCUGAAGGCCCAAAUUGACCAACUCUACGACUGCUUGGACACCCAGCAGGACGUAUUGGACAAUUACGAAGCACUUUACGAUGUAUUGCACUCCCAAGAAACUCGCUGCGCUCGUUUGGAACGCGAGAUUCAAGCUGAUUGUGAAUUGGCUGGAAGUUUCGCGAAAUUCGUGUCAUACAAGUAUAAUUUCUUGUGCUGCGAAUUGCAAAUUGCGACUCGAUCGGCAGAGGAGUAUCGCCAAGAAUUGGAACAGAUCGGCCAGCUGGAGAUGGAGAUCGCGGAUCUGCGUUCCUCUCUACUCGACGCCACCGCAGCUCGCCACAAGGCCGAGGAGCGUUUUCAAUUCCAGCUGGCUGCCGUCCAGAACAAGCUGGCAGCUGCGCUUGAUUCCGCCAAGUCGGCCAAUGAACAGGCUGCUCAAGCCAAAAAUUCCGAGAGCCAAUUUAAGUCUCGCUACAUCCAAUCCCAACAGCAACUCCAUGAUACCCGACUUCAGCUUGACGCGAUCCGGAUUGAGCGCGAUCAACUUGCGCAGGAAGUUAAGGAUCGGAACUCUCUCUUCGCUCGUUUGUCUGGUAUAUUACAUAAAACCGGGUCGCCUCCCUCAACGUCGUCACCAGCCGCUGCUUCUGGUGAAGUAUUUCCACAACGGAACAAGCGCCAGCGAAAAAUUUCUGACUCGGAUCAGCCCGUGCUCAAGCGCAUUCGAAGAACAUCUACGUCCCCAAGUCUCCAUGAUUUAAGUCCCAACCAUUCCCCAACCUCGGCCCGAUCAAGCCUUGAAAAUUCCAUAUCUUCAACACGAUCCGGUCCAGACAAUUCGAGAUCGAGAUCGCAUUCGCCCAGAUCAGGAUCAAAUUCCCCCGAUCUUUCUGGGUCACCAACCCCAGAACCCCCCCGAAAUUCUCCUUCAUCUUCUACAGAUGCGAGUGAAGAAGAUCCUUUUGGGUAUGGUUCCGAUCAGACGGACGACUCUCUGCUGGCUGCGUUAUCCUCUUCUCGAUCGGCUUCUCGACGACGCACUGUGGCUCGGUCUCCGGUAUUUCCACCUUCUUCACCGAUCGUGGUGGACUCACCUAGUCCAGUUACGUCCCCCCAUGAAACUCCGACACGAGUUUCGAUUACAGAUUUAUUUGGCGAACCCUCCAGUGAAUUUGAGGAUAGCCUCAGUAUCGACAGCGACCCUCGGAUUCCUUGCAAUCAAUUGAUGACAGCAGAGGAAUUCUCGGAUCUCCCCGCUACCACAAUCUCUCGUGAUCUUUGGCUUCCAGGUUAUCGUGAUCAAGUCCCUCGAGCGUCAUCCGAUACGCUUCCUUGGUCCGCUCGCAGAAUCAGCUUGUUGUGCGUUUCAGAAUUGGAUCUGGAUACACUCUUCCACCAUUAUUCAAAACCUAGGGGUUACAUAUUCCCUGCUCCCUCUGGAAAACUCCAGAAACCUAGUGAUUCCGAGUGGUCAUCCGGGUUAAUCACCUCCUCUCAAAUCAGCCAAUUAUACGCUCGCCAGCCCUGGCUGCUGUAUGAACAACUGGUCGAUCCGAUCUCUUUCGAGUGUACUGGAUGGUUCCAAGAAUUGGUACGCUUGUAUAACGAUUUCAAAGUCCGUCAUUGCCAGGCACUCUGGGAGGCGACACAUUUUCUGCCGAUAUCGACCCAACAUCGUCGAUCCGAUCCUGCCUUGGCCACAUUGGCUCAAGAGAGAAAACAACGGCGAUCACGAUCAGGUCCCGUGUGGGAAAAAAGUGCUUGGCAUGAUUCUUCAAGGCAUGAUCGAUGGCCUGUGUGA